AUGUCAAAUGAAGUUAUUCAAGAAAAAGGACGCGUCAGGUCCUUAGCCGAAACUGACGUAAAGAAAAAACUUGUCAAUGACAAGUGGCGACGAAUCUGUUCUAUUGAUAAGUGUGAGAAACAAGCUCAACGAAAAGGUCUAUGUGCUCGACAUCUUACAGAAGAUAAAAAGAGACAACAGUCAACAGAAACGGCUGCAGUUUCUCAUCAAUCGUUCUCAUAUUUACCGACACAAGACUCUAGUAUCAUUUCUGACAAUUCAACGAACGUAGUAUCUACUACAGAACGUGACACAGUGCAGAACACUUUUCAUGAAUACGAAAAUACUCAAACGACGACAAUACAAGCACUUUCAGCUAGACAAAAUAUUGCGAUACCUUCCGUUUCUAAGCCAUCAGCAUCUUCAUACGACAGCAUCGUAUCUACUGAUCAAGUGGAUACUAGUAGAUCUUCCAUAACUAUCACACCAUCAGGUAAAUAA
This is a messenger RNA of Rotaria sordida, 480 nucleotides long. Lineage: Eukaryota; Metazoa; Rotifera; Eurotatoria; Philodinida; Philodinidae. The record is from the annotation of a GenBank genome assembly.